This is a messenger RNA of Selaginella moellendorffii, 1314 nucleotides long. Its product is annotated as serine/threonine-protein kinase BRI1-like 2. The coding region runs from base 1 to 1314 and encodes 437 amino acids. The record is from RefSeq and is a predicted model, not a curated record. Gene Ontology annotation, molecular function: protein binding. NCBI's taxonomy places the organism in Eukaryota, Viridiplantae, Streptophyta, Lycopodiopsida, Selaginellales, Selaginellaceae. The transcript is spliced from 2 exons.
AUGGUUUCUUACCGUCUCUCGAAGUUCUCGACGCCAGCUACAACGGGUUCGCCGAGCCCGCCGUUCAAGUUGACGAGCCUUCUACUGCCAAACAACAAGCUCGGCGUACGGGUGCUCGACUCGCUCGCAAACUGCACCAGUUUGGAGAUGCUGGAUUUUAGUUUCAACAACGCAACUGGAGAAAUACCGGAUCGUUUAUGUGAGAACCACCCGCAGCUCCAGCAUCUUCUUGCGUGGGUGAACAAACUCCAGGGCAUCGUUCCGCCAGCUCUCGGGAAUUGCACCAAUCUGACCAUCGCACUUUUGAGUUACAACAAUCUGCAUGGAGCUAUCCCUCCGGACAUCUCUCGCCUUCAGAACUUGUGGUGGCUUUCGUUGUCUUCAAACAGACUGACUGGGAAAAUCCCGCCAUCCCUGGGAGAGCUGCAAACCAUCGUAGUUCUCCAGCUCGGAAACAACUCUCUGGAAGGUGGCGUACCUCUGGAGCUGUCGAAGUGCAAAAAUCUGGUCAUGUUGGACCUGAGUGCGAACCAGCUCACGGGCACGGUUCCUUCUCGCGUUGGUCGCGAUUACACCGGAGAAAUGGUUCUCGGUUUGGCCCCGGUCGUAGCAAGCUCCCUGGGGAACUGUAAAAUUCUCGAGGUCCAGUUCUCCAAGUGCCGAGGAAGGGACGGGUUGUUUGCGCUCCAGGGACUCCGCCUGGAAGACUUGGAGCAGCGUGUGAGUGAGUUGGCGACCGAGUGCGUUUGGUCGAUGCAAUAUCUGCCGCUGUUCAAGGUGGAACUGACCAGCCUCAUCGUCCUGACUCUUUCGUACAACAAUCUCACUGGUGGUAUUCCUGGAGAAUUGAGCAGCAUGCAGAACUUGUAUAAGCUGGAUCUGGCACACAACUUUCUGGCCGGUCCGAUACCUGAGUCGGUUGGUCAGCUCAAGAACAUCCAGGUGCUGGACCUUUCAGAGAAUUUCCUGAGCGGCCGGAUUCCGGAUUCGAUUUCCGGGCUGACUUUUCUUUUCAACUUCAACGUUUCCUACAACAGAUUGUCAGGCAUGAUUCCUCAGAAAGGCCAGCUUACCACUUUUCAGAGCAGUAGCUUUGAAGGUAAUCCAGGACUGUAUGGUUUCCCUCUCUCCAACAUCCGCCCACAGGAUUCUCCAGCCUUAUCUGUAGAAGAACAUCAUUCGGACGAUGGUUACCGUGAGGAGCUCCUGGCUGGAGUCCCAUGCUUUAUCAUUUCGUUUCUGGUAGCCACCACCGCAACAAUCCUUUUGACUCGUGCAAGGCAAGUCCAAAAAGUUCUAGGCCUGCGUAGAUAA